AUGGGCGGUGGCCCACCUGGUGAUCUUUCACCUGGCCGCAGCCCAUCUGGUGUUGGUCGCGGUGGAGGGCGCGGAGGUGGAGGCCGUGGAGGAGCUGGUGCUCGCGGGUCUGGAGGCAGAGGCAGUGGUCGUGGUGGAUCCCGAAGCACCGGAGGAUCAAGUGGGGCGCCCUCACGUGGUGGUGCGGGCGGAUCUGGCGGCUAUUCGAGUGGUUUUGAUGGGGGCUCUUACAUGGGUGGGACCGGUGAUCAAUCAGCGGGAUCCUCAAACCAAUAUGGUGGCUACUCGGGAAAUGGUUAUAGUUCUGGUGGCUACGGUGCGCCCGCGCCCCCUGUGCCCUCGGCUGACAUUUAUGGUGCUUCGAUGGGCCCCGCUGAUGACAGAUCUGCCGCAUGGUACGGCGGCUGGGCAUAA
Protopolystoma xenopodis is the source of this 414-nucleotide messenger RNA. The record is from the annotation of a GenBank genome assembly. Lineage: Eukaryota; Metazoa; Platyhelminthes; Monogenea; Polystomatidea; Polystomatidae.